GCUGUUAGAUGGCUUUGAUCUAGCAUUUCUCUUAUUUUUGAACGGAGACUCGAGUGUAAAUUCAAAGAGGUUGAACAACGGACAGUUUAGUAAUUCCGGCGGUGAAGUUCCCUGUUGGAACUGAUGGUACUCAUGGUAGAAACAAACUGAUACUAUUUCCAACAAUCUCAUUCUUCUUCUCUAAACUUAACCUUUUUAUUUUUUUUAAACCUCUUUCAGUACAACCCAACAAUGUCACGCCAUUUAUUUCUUUGUUAUAAUCUCCCAACACAACACAACUCUUUUGUCCUUUUUCUCUUUCAAACCUUGCUCGCUUAGAUCCCUAACUCUUCAUAUUUCAGCUCUCUAUUUUUCUACUGGAAGGGUAUGCAUGCAUUGAUUCGUAGGCAAUGGAUUUGAAGAAACUUUCCUUUUCUGAACAGCUUCGACUAUCUCCAAGAAGAAAGGUAGUUUCUGGCUUUGGUUUGGGUGUUUGCGCUUCUGUCAUUGUACUUACUAUUCUUUUACUUAGUAACUCUGUGAAGACUCCUAUUGUUGCUCCGUUGUUUCAAGGAUUCAAUGGCAUUAGUAGCAAAAAUGCUUCUCAUAUUACUAGAUCCUGGCCUUUUUCAUUUUCAACUUCUUCGUUUAAUGGUAGUGCUAUUAGUAUGGGUGGUAAUAAACAAGUGAAUAACUCUGUGGAUGUGGUGGGCAAGUCCCAAGACGCAAAUGUGUCAAGAAUCGGUGAGGGGCAAGGGAUUACUGAUCUGGGGAAUUUGACUACCAAGGUCGAAGAUGGAACAGGAAGGAUUCAAAAUGGAUCACUUGUUGCUGAGAACAGAAAUAAUUUGGCUUCAAUUGUGGAAGAAGUGAUUUUAGAGAAGAAUUUGGGGAAUUUCUCAGAGAGGGUAAAUAAUAAUGGAAGCUUCAUUGGUGAAAAAGAACAUUUAUGUGGGAAUUGCAGUCUUAAUGCCAAAGAAGAUGUGUAUUCGAAGAGAAUUAUUGAAAGGAAUUAUUCUGUGAAUAAUACUACCGAUAUGAAUGGCAAGGUCACUAAUAAUAAUAACAAUUUUAGUAAUUUGUCACAAGAUGGUGGGAAUGCUUCUCAGCCAAAUAAUAUUUCAAUCUCUUAUGAUUCUCGACUUAUGAAGAAGCAUGCAAAUUCUUUUGGAAAUUGUGAUAUAUUUGAUGGUAGAUGGUUGAGAGAUGAUUCAAAGCCAUAUUAUCCUGCGGGUUCAUGUCCUUACAUUGAUAAGGAUUUUGAUUGUCACAUUAAUGGAAGACCAGAUGAUGGAUAUGUUAAAUGGAAAUGGCAGCCAUACGGGUGUGACAUCCCCAGUUUGAAUGCAACUGAUUUUCUUGAGAGAUUAAGAGACAAGAAGCUGGUUUUUGUGGGAGAUUCACUGAAUCGGAACAUGUGGGAAUCUCUAGUGUGUAUACUCCGCCAUAGUGUCCGAAACAAGAAAAGAGUUUAUGAGAUUUCUGGAAAGACAGAGUUUAAAAAGAACGGUUUUUAUGCUUUCCUAUUUGAGGACUAUAAUUGUACUGUGGAUUUUGUUGGCUCGCCAUUUCUUGUUAGAGAAUCAUCAUUUAGGGGUAGAAAUGGAUCCAUGGAAACACUAAGAUUGGAUUUGAUGGACCGGACAACUUCAAUGUACCACGAUGCUGACAUCAUUAUCUUCAAUACAGGUCAUUGGUGGACCCACGAGAAAACUUCUAAAGGAGAAGACUAUUACCAAGAAGGUAACUAUGUGCACCCAAGACUUAAGGUGCUAGAAGCUUAUAAGAGAGCACUCACCACUUGGGCCAGAUGGAUUGACAAUAACAUUGAUAGCCAUCGAACUCAGGUUUUCUUCAGGGGAUAUUCUGUCUCCCAUUUUAGAGGAGGCCCAUGGAACUCAGGAGGACAGUGCCACAAAGAAACUGAGCCAUUCUUCAAUGGAACUUACUUAACUAAGUAUCCUUCAAAAAUGAGAGCUCUGGAGCAUGUGCUUCCGGAAAUGAAAACUCCAGUAGUAUAUUUGAACAUAAGUAGACUUACUGCUUUCAGAAAAGAUGGGCACCCGGCAAUAUAUAGAAUGGAAUACAAGACUGCCGAAGAACGAAUUGCUGCUGAGCGAGUUCAAGAUUGCAGUCAUUGGUGCUUGCCUGGAGUACCAGACUCUUGGAAUGAAUUGUUAUACGCCUCCCUCUUGAAAGCUGGAAUCGGAUCCUGGAGAAACUGAACAGAGUUGUAUACAAACUGGCAUUAAAUAAUAAUUAAUUGCUUGUACUCUUUUAGAUUUUUCCUGCCAAUUUCACAUGACUUAUGAGUUUUAAUUCGGCUUAGAAUAGUAUACAUCAAGUUUGUGCAAAACAGGCAGAUGUACAAAUGGAUUUUGCAUAUUAACGUUUCAAAUUACAAACAAUAUAAUUAGGUUUUCCAAAUUGGGAGGAUAUUGGUAAGAAUUU
Pistacia vera is the source of this 2430-nucleotide messenger RNA. Its product is annotated as protein trichome birefringence-like 2. Gene Ontology annotation, cellular component: Golgi apparatus. Gene Ontology annotation, molecular function: O-acetyltransferase activity. Bases 390 to 2204 code for a protein of 604 amino acids. The record is from RefSeq and is a predicted model, not a curated record. The transcript is spliced from 5 exons. Lineage: Eukaryota; Viridiplantae; Streptophyta; Magnoliopsida; Sapindales; Anacardiaceae.